Messenger RNA from Plutella xylostella (diamondback moth), 734 nucleotides. RefSeq lists its product as uncharacterized. NCBI's taxonomy places the organism in Eukaryota, Metazoa, Arthropoda, Insecta, Lepidoptera, Plutellidae. The record is from RefSeq and is a predicted model, not a curated record.
ACUUUUCAAUCAGUCAGACCAAGACAGCGCGGUGCGGUGAAGAUGUGGUCUCAUGUAGUAGUGUCUCUGUUGCUGGCGGCGGCGGCGGGCGCGGCGCCUGCGGGGGCGGGGGCAGGGUCGGGGGCGGAGCCGUACAAUAGCACGGCUGUCUCCAGGUGUACUGAGAGUUCCGGCGCGGCGCUGCCGCUGCACGUGCUGGUGGCGGGCUGCGCGGCGCCGCCCUGCCGCCUGCCGCAGCUGCAGCACGCCGAGCUCGACAUCGUCUUCCAAGCACCUCGCUACGUGGAGACCAUGGAGACGGUGGCCACGGCGUACUUCCUGGGCCAGAGCACGGAGUACCCGCUGGGGCCGGACGCCGCCACGUGCGCGGGGCUGCUCAACUCGUACUGCCCGGUGCUGCGCGGGGAGGUGCUGCGCUACAAGCUGCGGCUCUUCAUCGAGCGCUUCAUGUUUGUGGGAGUGCGGGCCGACAUAGAGUUCAAGGUGCGCGAGGCGGGCGGCGAGGACCUGUUCUGCUUCCGCACCGGCAUCCAGGUGGUGCGCCCGCAGCCCUGACUGCUGACUGCUGACUCCUGACUGCUGACUGCUGACUCCUGGCUCCUGACUCCCGACUCCUGACUCCUGACUGCAACACUCCUCUCACCAUCACAUGCAUGUCGCGACGGACGAGCAGCAUAUACAUUUUGGUGCAUUUAAAAUAUACAAUUUGAGGAAACCAAAAAGCGAUUGUUCAA